Molecule: messenger RNA, 6829 nt
Organism: Clunio marinus
Lineage: Eukaryota; Metazoa; Arthropoda; Insecta; Diptera; Chironomidae
Source: the annotation of a GenBank genome assembly
AAUUAUUAAUCUUUAAUCUUAAUUUCACCAGAGAAUUCUCUCUUGGACGACAAAACAAAAAUUAUAACUAAUAGAAUUGUGUUAAAUUCCUUCGAUAGUGCAACAUGUUGCGAGACCGCUCAAUGUAAUUUUUUAUGUUAAAAAAAUAAACUUUACACUCAACAGAUGAAUAAAAGAAAAAGUGUUGAUUCAAUAACGUUUGGGAAAAUUGCACAAAAGGAAAAAUCGAUAACAGAUGAAAUAAUUGAAUUGUUUCGCUUAUUUCUCGCUUCUCGCGUCAAAAAAUUAUUUUUUCACUCUUUUUUUAAAUCUCUGCCAGCUUUGAACACACACGCUGCCAAUGUCUGGUGAAGUGUGUUGUUUUAUGAGUAGGUGAACUUGUUCAUUCCAUUGGCGUUUCUUUACGAUAGUUUCGUGCUAUUUUUUGAGAAAAUUAAUAAUAAACUCAGCAAAGUUGAAACUUCCAAAAAAGUGCUAUGUGAAUACGCAAUUGAAUGUUUGUUUCGUUUGUUGAUCUCGUCUUUCCGUGGGACGACAUUUAUUGGAAUUUAACAACUUUUAAGAUUGAACGAUUGUUGGCUCGUGAAAUUGAAAUAAACUUUUUUUUUAUCUUCCCAAAUGUAAAUUAAAUGUAAUUAUUAAAAUAAAUUAAAGUUGAUGUCAUUCGAGUAUAAGUUAACCAACUAAAGUGUUUUUUAAUAAAAUAUAAAAAAGCGUGUAUGUAGAUGAUAUAAAGUGCACACAACGAUCACAACUCAGCAUGAAAUCAAACAAUGAGAAGUUAAACAUGCAAAUCAGUGAUAAAGUAGAGGAAAAAAGUUGUACUUCAGCCGUUUACAUAUCUGUUGAUACGAUGCUGUUGAAGAAUUAACAUAAAAAUCUUGAGAUCUCGUUCAAGUGCAAGUUAUUCACAUACACAUACAUAUAAACUCAACAUUUUUUGGGGGCGAUUGUGCUGCAAAGAAUUCAUUUUUACCUCGUAAAUCUUGCAAGAAAAGGCGCCCACAUAACACGCGCGAAACAAUCGUCGUCAAGCGACGAACAUUAAAUUAUUUCCGUUCGAAUGCAGAAACUCAAAAUCAAUAAGUGUUUAGAGGAUUAAAUAGGAGAAUAUAUCAAUUUUACACAUCAUCAUGGCGAUGGAAUGGAUAACAGCGAUUGACAAGCGACCGUGCGAUCGCAACAUGAGGGAUGUGGAGUUGAUAGCGUGUCGACUUCGUCGAGUGGAGCCUUUAUGUAGAUUAACAAAUUCAGCACUGCAACAACUUGCCAUGUGUGGCUUCUACGAGGAUUUAGAGAAAGGAGUGACUUGUAGGUUUUAUCUGCACAAACAUUCAUCAACCAUAAUUACAAUUGAUGUAAUGGAACUUUUCCUUUUUUUCCUUCUUGCUACAGUGUUUCGUGCAGGCGAACAAGGAAGAUUUUGGUAUGCGGUUCUGGGUGGACAACUUGAGGUUCGUUAUCAUGCAACGGCAGAUGGAGAUACAAAAAGCAUUUGUAAUCUUGGUGUAGGCGCAACAUUCGGUGAAUCGGUUCUACAUGAUUUACCUCGUGAUAGUACAGUCGUUACGAAGACAACUUGUGAGUUAUUGCGGGUGGAGCAACAGGAUUUUCGUCUGAUAUGGGAGAAAAAUAAAGAAUUAAUGACGGACAUAAUUACGAAUUGUAAAUUCAAAAAUGGUUUCGCUACACCGGUUCAAGCUGUCGCUCUUGUGUCACCUUCAAAGAAACAACUGUCACCGGAUCAUCCAAAUCCAGCACUUCCAAUCACCGAGUCACCAAGUCCAGCAAUGGCUAAGAUGGGAUGGGCACUUCGAUCUUUGCUUCUCUCUGACACCAACGGAUGCUUGAAAGACAGAAAAGUGUCGGGAAAGCUGAUAAAGAAAUGUGCACCCGGCAUUGAAUUAGUCGAUUGGCUCGUGAAUUUAUCACCUGUCGUACAUACACGAAUUCAAGCGACAGGCAUGUGGCAAGCACUACUCGAAGAAGGUGUUAUUUCACAUGUUGCCCGUGAACAACCUUUCAAAGACAAAGUUUUCCUGUAUCGAUUUCGUGUGGAUGAAGAGGGAAACGCAUCUAUGCCAUCAUCAGAUGAAGUGAAUAAUGCUAACGAACACAUCAAAGAAGGUUUAACAUCGCUUUUACAUCGUGGUCCUGACGCAACACUCAGAUUAAUUCUGAGAAAACCAUCACACGAAAGGACGCAGGAAGAGUUGGAAUUAGUUUUUGAAGAACUUCUUCACAUCCCCGCACUCUCUCACCUGUCGACAUCAAUUAAGCGCGAAUUGGCAUCCAUCAUCGUCUUCGAAUCUCAUGCACAGGCUGGAACUGUUUUAUUUAAUCAAGGUGAUGAGGGUCGCUCGUGGUACAUUCUGCAAAAGGGUUCCGUUGAUGUCGUUAUCCAUGGCAAGGGCACAGUAGCAACACUUAAAGAGGGCGAUGACUUUGGAAAACUCGCUUUGAUAAACGAUGCCCCGAGAGCUGCAACAAUUGUGCUAAAAGAGAAUAACUGCCAUCUUCUGCGGGUAGACAAAGAGCAUUUUAAUCGAAUACUAAGGGAUGUGGAGGCAAAUACGCUCCGGUUGCAAGAGCAUGGAAAAGAUGUGCUUAUCCUGGAAAGGGUUGUAAAGCAGCGUGGAUUAACCGCAUUUAAGUAUACUGUGAUGUCAGGAACACCCUCGAAGAUGUUGGAACACUUACUCGACACUAGGUUAAAUGUUUUACAAGUGGGACCAAACGAUGAUCCAUUUUUAGAUGAUUUUUUACUCACGCACAUCGUUUUUAUGCCGAUCGCACAGUUAGUUGAUGAAUUAGCUAGCCACUAUCACAAUGAUUCCGAAAUUCGUAAUGGUGCUGAAAGUCCAGAGGAUUAUGAGUAUUUGUUAACAUGUAAGAAGCGUGUCGUGCUUUUCAUACAACGAUGGGUGAUGGCAGUAAGACACGCAGUCUUUGAAGAUCCUGCUGCCGCACAUUUUAUUGAGGAGAUUGCGACAGAUGUUGAAUCCGACCAUGGAUUGCAAGAGGAAGCGGGAAUCAUUCAUCAGGUGCUGACACAAAUGUCGCGAUAUCUUGAAGAUCGUCAACAAAACAUGGGACAGAAAUGGAAACUUCCACCAAAUGGACAACCAAUUGGAUUAUUCAGUGGAAAUGUCACAGCAACUCGAACUGUUAUUAGACCAGAUGAUGACAUAAUUUUUCGCGUUCAUUGUGCUGAUCAUACCUUUUGUACACUCCGUUUUCCCAUCUACACAACGGCUGAAGUGAUAAAAAUUUGUGCAGCUGACAAAUUACAGCUGAAUCGUGGACCAGAAGACUUAGCAUUAGUUGAAGUUAAAUCGAAUGGUGAAAGAACCAUUUUUAAGGACAAUGACUUGAGCAUUCCGACAGCUCUUACACUCAAUGGGAGGAUGUUUGUUUCGCCACGCGACCAUUUAGAUGCCCUUACACCAUUACCAGAACAAGAAGGCGCCACUGAAGGCUUAGAAAUGGACAUUGAGACACUCGCAACAAAAGAUUUAGCUUAUCAUAUGACGUUGUUUGACUGGGAUCUUUUUUGGGCAGUUCACGAGUACGAACUUUUAUAUCACACUUUCGGUCGACAUCACUUCAAUAAGAUCACAUCAAACCUUGAUGUUUUUAUAAGACGUUUUAACGAGAUUCAAUAUUGGGUCGUAACCGAAAUCAUAUCAACGUCAAAUCUCAACAAACGAGUGUCACUACUGAAGAACUGUAAGGAAUAUCAAAAUUUAAAUGCAUUCUUCGCUAUUGUGAUGGGAAUGUCGAAUUCGGCUGUGUCGAGAUUAACUCAAACUUGGGAUAAACUUCCAUCAAAAUUUCGAAAGCUUUUUACUGAGUUUGAAGCCCUGAUAGAUCCAAGUCGCAAUCAUCGUGCCUACAGGAUGUCUGUGGGAAAAUUACAGCCACCGGUUAUUCCAUUCAUGCCAUUACUGUUAAAAGAUAUGACAUUCGCACAUGAAGGAAAUAAAACCAGCAUAGAUGGUCUCGUGAAUUUUGAGAAGAUGCAUAUGAUGGCGUCGACAAUGAGAGCUGUGAGGUUUUGUCGUUCACGGCACUUGGUUUUGGAUCCACCAUCGCCGAAGAAUAAUGAAUCACAGAUUCGUUCGUACAUUAGCUGCUUUCGUGCGAUUGACUGUCAAAGAACACUCAACACAAUGUCCAAAAAAAUUGAACCACGAUAGAUGAAUUGUGGCGCUUCUCAAAGUCUUCGAAUUCAAAUUUGAGUUCGAUGGUGAUUAACUUAGUAUUGAACGUUUGUAGCUUGAAAUGCAUGUUGACCUUUCAAAAACAUUCUUAUGAUGUAAAUAAUAUCAUGUGUGUUAACUCUUCGUUGUUGUUUUAGGAUGUUUUUCUUUGAAGGAAAAUAAUAAUAAUAAACUUUUAGAGAAAUGAAAUGUUCAAGUAUAUUUUUAUGAAAUUGAAAGAGAAAUUUUUAUGCUUGAGAUUCCUAUCUACCUGCCAUGACGAAUAAGUGAAGACGCAAAAGAAAACCCCAUAGAACUGAUUCCAUUUUCUACUUAAAUAUCUUCGUAUAAAAAAUCAAUUUUCUAUAUUUUUUUAUAUCAACAUUCAGAGAUAAAGUUGAAGUUUUACAUUAAGUCUAAUGAAGGAAAACUUUUAUCAUGCUUAUCAGACGAAUGAAAUUUUCUCUUGAACUUUUAAUGCAACUGAGAUAUUUAUUUAUAUGCAAAAAGAAAGGAAAACUUUGACAUAUUAAAUGAAUGUUAUUCGCAAGGGAUUGUCUAGAAGUUCUGUUAAGUUUUCUUCCAUAAGCUUUCAAUUUGUUAUUGCAAACUUGGGAUUGCAAAAUUCUAAACUAAGAAAAAGGUGGAAAGUUUUCUCGCUACUUAAGAAUGAAGCCUUAACAAGGGAAAAAUGAAAGAAAAUUUCUCAAUUUAACUAAGCUUAAUACUAGAAGCAAACUCUUUAUAACUGCGAUGAAAAGAUUUUAUGUUGUUUUUAUAUAAAUCAGCAAGACAUGAAAUUGCACUCGCUAAAGCAUCAAAUUCCAGUAUCUAAGACAACUUUUUCUAUUUUCAAUUUUCCAUCGCAACUAAUCAUGAGGAAAAGUGGAAUCACGAAGCGGAGCAAUAAAAAUAUUAAAAUCAUUGUUGAAGAAAGAAAAAUAAAUGUUUAUUAUUGUUGACAAGUUGAUGUUUUCAUUUUUGAAAAAGUAAAAGAAAAAAGUCAACUUUUAAAGUUGAUACUUUGAAGAAAUGCUUUCGUUUCAAUUAUCAAAUGUUGACAGAAGCUUUUUGUAUCAGUCGAAGAGAGAAACAUAAUCAGCGAAGACGAUUUAAUCGUUUGCGAGAAUGAUCAUUGUCAUAAUCAAUCACUGAAGAAAAAGUGUAAUCAAACUUAUGCGUGUAUUAACAAUCAAUAAACUACAAAGAUAGACAUUUCACCGAUUAAAUCAAACUAUGUGUAAUAAACUUUUCUGAAAUCGGGAGAAAUAAGAUUUGUAAUGUGUAAAUAUUAAUUUACUUUUAAGCUAUCAUUUAUUUUUGAUAGAGUUAAAUCUUUACUUCCUUCCUUCCUUCACUGAUGAACACGUUUAAGUGAAUCUCAAAGUUUCUGAGAAUAAAAUUUAAUAAAAUGGUAAAAAUAUUUGAAAAGUGGAGUUAGGGAAACAAUUGCUUAGUUUCAUAGAAUUAAGAUCGAACAACUUGUAAAUGUAAAAUGUUGUCAGUAGAAACAUCACAAAUAUUAAUUUUCUUACUCGUUACCUGGAUUGAUAAUUCAUGAGAAUAGUUUUUUGUAAUUAUAAGAAGACAUGACAAUCCUUAUGUGAGAGACGUGAAAAGAACUUUGAAGCGUAACUUUUAAUCUAAUGAAGAUAACAUCAUUACAUUAAAUAAAUAAAUUAAGUGAAUAGAUAUUUCGAGGUAGAGAGAAAAUUGUAUAAAUUUUCCAUUAAGUACUUACUUAGAGUGUUGUUAUCAACCAAAAUCAAAUUUGAUCUUCUUAUAAAUUUUCAAAAAUUUCCUCUAAUUUUAAACGAAUUGAUAAGAUUAAAUAUUUAUGAAAUUGAAUUUUCAGUUGUUUAGUAGAAUACCAAGUAAGUAGAUGAUUGGAUUAUUAUUAUGAUUAUUAUUUAAUUUUCAAUCCAUGUGUACAAAUUUUCUACAUAAAUUUUAUAGUUUCAUCUUAUGCCUUGAGAAAACUUUCAAAUUCGUUAAAAUUAAAAUCUCUUUCAAAACGAAAUUAAUUAAAGUUGUGUGAUGUUUGUAUCAUACAUCAAUGAAAAAAGGAAAUCACUGUAAGAAAUAAACUCCAACUAAAUAUGAUUUUUCCAUGUGCAUUAACAUUAUUUAGAGAGUGAAUAGUUUUCCCAAUAAUAAAUAAUAAAUUAUCUGAAAUGAAAAAAUAUUAAAAUUAAAUUUCAACAAUUGUGUACAAGCUGAGAUUUCUGUUUUAAAAAUAUUUUCUGCAGUUGCUAUAAUUAAAGAUAUGAAAGGAAAUAUCAAGGGAAAUUCUUUAAAACUCUCUCAAGAUUGCAUAAUCUAUGUCUACUCAAUCUUGCAAUAUCAAAUAACAAUGAACACUGAAUUUCCUCACAGAAUUCUGGAAAUGUUUAAUCUCAAUAAAUUAUUUUGCUGUCUUAAAAUUUGUUUAUCUAAGAAACAUAACUCAGCGAGGAAAUUUAUAAUUCCCAACAUCCUUGUAUUUAUCUUCUAUUGUUGCUUCUAUAAAUCUCAUUUAAAUUAUCUUUCUCCUUUCAUUUUAUUCUUCUUAGUGUUGUAAUUAACGAAAUUUAUAUUUCAUGAAUGUAGAAAUUAUUUGAUAAAAUGAUUAAUAAAAGUAAAAAAAA